Musa acuminata AAA Group (dessert banana) is the source of this 2873-nucleotide messenger RNA. RefSeq names its product basic leucine zipper 19. Gene Ontology annotation, cellular component: nucleus. Gene Ontology annotation, molecular function: DNA-binding transcription factor activity; DNA binding. Bases 1771 to 2589 code for a protein of 272 amino acids. Lineage: Eukaryota; Viridiplantae; Streptophyta; Magnoliopsida; Zingiberales; Musaceae. The record is from RefSeq and is a predicted model, not a curated record. The transcript has 7 exons. Gene Ontology annotation, biological process: positive regulation of DNA-templated transcription.
CCUUCGCUCGCAUUCGCUCCGGGCCGGGGCGGCGCGGGUCGCCGCCGAGUCCGCUGCGGCCUCGCGCCCUCUACUUCGCGGUAUCCCCAAGAUGAGGCCGGCUGUCGCCGCUCGCUUCCUCAGGUAGUAGACGGAUCGGUCUCCUGUCGAGGCGAGCUUCUGCGUGGAGACGCUGAUGCCGAUGCACAGCGCAACGGCCUCGGCGCUGAUGACAUCGUUGCUCUGCGUUUCGCGUAGAGGAUACGGGUGGCUUUCUGAAGAAGUACUGAUGUGCUGUAAUUAAAUCAGCUGGCAGUGAAGAUGCAUGAUGAUGUAUCCGGUGGACUCGAGCAAUGUUUUGGAUCAGACUCCUGUACUGCUUCGACAAUGAUACUUAGCUAUGCUAUUGAAGGAACUGGCUUAUGUAGUUUUGUGAUUUUUCUGCUAGAUGAACCAGAAAGGUUAUUUGUUCUUGCUUUUGCCCCAUUGUUUUGCUCAUGCUCCAUGAAAUGCUGAAGCUGUAUGGAACAUUUUUGAGGGACUGGAUGCCAACAAAACAUGGAAAAUAUAUGCUCUCAAGUUGUUAGCAUCUUAUUAGUUUGACAUACUCAGCUAAGAUCGUAGUUCUGUUUGUGUCAAACUUGUCUCCUCGUAAUGCCAAUAUUGUUUCAAUAACCUUAGAAGUUUGAAAAUGAUUUUGUAAGCAUUACAAAUGCUCUUUUAUUCUGUCAGAAAAUGGAUUCUCCAAGUAAACCUCAUGCAUCUUAUAAUUCUCACAGAGACAUCGGACUUUCUUCUCAAUUGUUUAGGUCAGUGACCUUUUAGCACAAAGAAGAGUCAAACAGAAGACUACUUGAUGCUCUUUUCCUUGCAUUUUCCUCCAUGGUAUCCAUUAACAACAACAUAAUUGUGAUAGAAGAUUGAUGAAAUUGUGUCCCAAAACAUGGUUCAUUGUGUUUCAUCGUUACUGUCUCGUAGAUCGAGUCAUGUCUUGCCAUAAUUGUGAUAGUAGCUGCCAUAGAUUUCUCACUGUCAAUAAUCGUUCUUGUUUGAUUUAGAAUGAUAUACAUAUCAGCUCAUUUCUCUUUAUAAUUACUCCUUUAGACAAUGCCAUGUCUAGUUAAGACGCAAAUAAAUGAUCAUUUGUUUGCUUGCUAUGCCUUGCAAUAGUUGUCCAUGGUUUUCCUAUCUUGAUCACUUAUGGGAAGAUCACUACCCUUUUGGGAUUUCUUUUCCUUGCAGUAAAUUUCCUCUGCACGGAUCUUCCUUAAGGCCCGUAUGUAUGUGUGAUCUCUGCCAAUGCCUGCUCCAUCAGCUGGAUAUAUGCUGUCUAUUGCAACUCAGGUGUUCGACGUAAUGCAGGAGUGUCGCAUCAUCACCUCCCGCGCCGCAGAUAUAUAUAUAUGUAUGUAUGUAUGUCUCGUGUUCCCCUUGUCUCUUCACGCCCAGCUGUUGUUGCAAGCUGUCUUCCUCUGCCCUUGUUCUGCGACCCUCGUCUCCCACCUCCAAAUCUUGCGCGCGCCUAACUCAAGCAAGUCACCGCCUGCUAAAAACAAAGAGAGAUGGCGAGGGAAUGGCCGAUAGAGGCUAUUUGUGGGCAGGUUAAGUGCUUUCCUCCGUGAAUCUCUCACUCCAGGCCAUGAUGCUGCAGCUGCACAUCUCCCGUACUUUCGGCAAACAUUUUUGGGUGUCCAAUCUGCUCACCUCAAUUUUAGCUUCCUGUGAGAUCCAUUUAUAUAUACACAGCUCAGGGAGGAGUAAUGGCACGGCUGCCUCGGCAUUUCCAUUACCAUGUCCAACAACUGGCCGUACUUUGCCCAUCACCAUGACCAUUCCUCCGCGUUGGCCCCUCACCAGCUGCCCCCGGCCGUUGGCCCGGGGGGCGCCGCCGCGCCCGCCUCCUGGGCGGACGAGUUCCUCGACUUCGCCGCCGCCAGGCGUGGCCACCGCCGCCGCUCCGCCAACGACUCCGUCUCCUUCAUCGGGGCCCCGCUCGCCGACGAGUGUCCCGGCUUCGAUCGCCUCGACGACGACCAGCUCCUGUCCAUGUUCUCUGACGAGGUGCCGCCGCCGUCUUCCUCCUCCGCCGGCGUCCCCGUGUCGUCCACGUCGACGCCGUUGGACCACGGCAGCAUCCACGAGGGCAAGCCGGCGGCUGGCCCUGAGGAGGCGCAGAGCGUGUGCAAGACGGAGGCGGAUGCAUCGGCCCUGGCGCCGCCGGCCGCGGGAUCCGAGCCAAUCUUAGACCCCAAGAGAGUGAAGAGGAUCUUGGCGAACAGGCAGUCGGCGCAGAGGUCACGAGUGCGCAAGCUUCAGUACAUCUCGGAGCUGGAGCGCAGCGUGACCACACUGCAGAACGAAGUGUCGGCGUUGUCUCCGCGCGUGGCUUUCCUGGAUCACCAGCGCUCCAUUCUCGCGAUGGACAACAGCCAUCUCAAGCAGCGGAUCGCAGUACUGGCGCAGGACAAGAUCUUCAAGGACGCACAUCAAGAGGCGUUGAAGAAAGAGGUUGAGAGACUAAAGCAAGUCUAUCACCAGCAAAAUGUAGAUGAAAUGGCUACUUCCACUUCGGAACCUGUUGGGCUCGCAGAGAAGGAAUUGAUAGACUGAGAAGGAACAACACUUGGAUCUGCAAAAGAUUUUUCAAGGUGGUAGUAAUGCAUCCUAUAACUUGUGUUCAUCUUUCUAAAGGAGAUGUCGAUAUCAAAUGUGAACAAGAAUUGGUCAAUGAGGUGUUGUGGACUAUGAGAGGGUUUGUUUGAAGGCUUUUGUAUUGUUGAGAGGGGUGUGGGUUUGUUCCAUUAAAUAUUGCAUAUAUCAAAUACCUCUGUAGGCAUAUAUCAAAUACCUCUGUAGAUUUGUUUAAGAUGUUAGGUUUUCUUUUUCCCAACAAA